CGCGACUUGGUCGUGGAUGAAGGAAAAAAAGCUAACUGAUGGUGGUAGUAACCACUUUGCCGUAGGCACCACCAUGCUCAGAUUUGGUGUAGUGUUUUGGAGGAGAGGAAAUAAUUGAGUACAGUAUGAAGCAACGCAAUUUAUGAAAUAGCAGAGGUUUUUUUGGAAUCGUAGGAUACUUCCUCUCGAACGAUCAAUUUGUAGAGGUGUAAUCAUCAAGUCAAAAGAAAGAGAGCUAUCAAAUACCGAAAGUUUCUAAAAAGCAAUUCUGGUUGACUUGGUCCCUAUACUGCUACUCUAUAAACUUAAAUGUCUUCAAUUGUAGAACAAGAUGGUCAGAAGCAGCUUGACAACUAUGUCAAACAACAGCUGCGGUUUAUUGAAGAUUCAGAAAAACAAGAACUUGAAGAAGUCGAACAACGAGUCAAGACGCUUUCUCCCGGGACAUUACAAAACAAUGGACUAGCUUUAUUGAACAUGAGAAUUGCUUCGGGUCGUACUGGUCUUGGCGGAAAAAUGAUUUUGGAGCUCGAAAGAGAUGCGGGUUUUUGCAGCAUUCCAGCACUUCCAGCUCAUUCUUUUGGUACGGGUGAUGUAGUUCGGAUUCAAGAAUCUGGUGCAUCUAAAAGUCUGAAUUCCGCAGACUCUUCGAUUUCUUGGGACGCAGUAGUCGUUCGAGUGCGUGAGAACACUAUUAGUCUUGCCUUGGAAAAUGACGAUAAAAUUCCUGACGGUCGAAAGCGACUAUGGAUUUUCAAGCUGGCGAACAGAGUCACCUUUGAGAAAAUGAGAUCCUGUAUUCAGCAGCUUUCUAAGAUAUCCCUAGAAUCGAGCACUCCUUUGGUUUCUGUUCUUUUAGGAAUGCGUAAAUCAACGCUUGCAAGCGAAGAACUCGCCUUAACGUAUUAUAACACAGACCUCAAUGAGAGUCAGAAAAAAGCAGUUUCAUUUGCAGUCUCUGCACCCGAACUCGCGCUAAUCCAUGGCCCUCCUGGAACGGGAAAGACGCAUACACUUGUGGAGGUUGUUCGACAGUUUGCAAAGUUAGGACAGCGUGUCCUCGUUUGCGGUCCCUCAAACUUGUCAGUAGACAAUCUCGUAGAGCGAUUGGCUCCGUGUGGUAUACCAAUGGUGCGACUCGGUCACCCAGCUCGGUUGCUGCCGGGAGUCGUCAAUUACUCUUUAGCCUACUUAAGCCGUACGGGAAACGCCGGUGAAGUUUUGCGUGCUAUCAGUCAGGACGCUGAUGCGUUGCAUGCAAAGAUAUCAAAAACAAAAAGCGGAAGGGAGAAACGUGAGAUUUACAAGUCCAUUCGCGCGCUUAACAAGGACUAUAAAAAAUACGAAGACAAAGUCGUUCGUGACAUUAUCGCAAGAAGUCAAGUAGUGUUUGCAACGUUGCAUGGAGCUGGCUCAAAACUUUUAUCUCACAAACAGUUUGAUGUAGUAAUUAUUGAUGAAGCCUCGCAAGCUCUUGAAGCGCAGUGUUGGAUUCCGUUGUUACAAACAAAAAAGGCUAUUUUGGCGGGUGAUCACCAUCAGCUACCUCCAAAUGUUCGCACAAAAGGAAGAUAUGUUUCGUUGUUUGAGAGUCUUCUUUCACGCUACGGUCCGCGAGUAAAGCGGUUUCUGAACGUGCAAUAUCGCAUGCAUGAAGUAAUUAGUGCAUUUUCGUCCAAGUCUUUUUAUGAGGGACAACUGAAGCCCGAUUCUUCAGUGAAAGAUCGUUUGCUGAAAGACUUGUCCGGUGUCGAAGAUACCGACUUGACAAAUGAUGCGCUCUAUUUUUACGACACGAUGCAUGAAUAUUUUGAGGAUGAGAAUUCCGUGUCAGAAAAAUCUGUUCUUCUGCAAAUGAGCAAAAGCAAUCAGUGGGAAGCAAAAAUUGUUUGUAACCACGCAGCUUCCCUUGUUGACGCAGGCCUGAAUCCUUCUGAAAUUGCUAUCAUCACACCCUACAAUGCCCAGGCUACACUUCUCCGUAAUCUGUUGCAUGAACGCAAUUUGGCCAUUGAAGUUGGUAGCAUUGAUUCGGUGCAAGGACGUGAGAAAGAGGCGAUUAUCUUUUCUCUGGUUCGCAGUAACGAUGAAAGAGAAAUUGGUUUUAUGUCUGAAAAACGUAGAUUGAAUGUUGCUAUUACGAGAGCGAAACGGCAUCUGUGUGUUGUCGGCGAUGCUAUGACUGUGAGGAACGGAAGUGACUUUCUCAAAUCGUGGAUUGACUAUAUGGAAGAAAAUGCCAUUGUACUGGCGCCGACUGAGGAUGAUCUGAAAUAGACAUGAUGAUACUCUGGGAAUACUAUUGUGAUGAUCUUACGAAAACAGUAUAAAUGUCAUCAAAAAAAGGUAGAUACAUCAAAUGCAACGAGUGCAGUAAGUUCGAAAUAUGUCACUUGUUACUAAUAAUACUACUGUUACUACUGUUACCACAUCCAUGUAUUUCUACUAUUACUACCAUUACUACUACUACCAUUACUAUUACUACCAUUACUAUUACUACCAU
Schizosaccharomyces japonicus yFS275 is the source of this 2503-nucleotide messenger RNA. RefSeq names its product DNA polymerase alpha-associated DNA helicase A. The transcript has 5 exons. Gene Ontology annotation, cellular component: nucleus; cytoplasm; chromosome. Gene Ontology annotation, molecular function: 5'-3' DNA helicase activity; RNA binding; helicase activity. Bases 310 to 2277 code for a protein of 655 amino acids. The record is from RefSeq and is a predicted model, not a curated record. NCBI's taxonomy places the organism in Eukaryota, Fungi, Ascomycota, Schizosaccharomycetes, Schizosaccharomycetales, Schizosaccharomycetaceae.